Molecule: messenger RNA, 4922 nt
Organism: Herpailurus yagouaroundi (jaguarundi)
Lineage: Eukaryota; Metazoa; Chordata; Mammalia; Carnivora; Felidae
Gene: P2RY4
Product: pyrimidinergic receptor P2Y4
Exons: 1
Coding region: 1406-2755 (449 amino acids)
Biological process (GO): G protein-coupled receptor signaling pathway; transepithelial chloride transport
Cellular component (GO): plasma membrane
Molecular function (GO): G protein-coupled purinergic nucleotide receptor activity; G protein-coupled UTP receptor activity
Source: RefSeq, a predicted model, not a curated record
AAAAUUCUAUAUAAAUCAGACCCCAACACUUAUCUCUUCUAAACCUUCAAAUGGCUUCCCAUUCACUGAAAGUAAAAGCCCAGUAGCCUUCACAAUGGUUUGCAAGAACCUUCAUGAUCUGGUCCCUGCCACACUCUCUGACCUCAUCUCUACAUGUCCCCUUCCUCACAACCACCUGGUCUUUAUUCAAAGUAGCCCUAAUAUUUAAAGCAGCAACCUUCUCUAUUCCCCAUGUCUUUUCUUCUCUAUUCCCCUUCCUGCCUUUAUUUUUCUCUAUAGCAAUGAUUACAAUCUAUAUAUUUUACUUGUUAAUUUUAUUUUCUUUUCCCUCCCACUAGUAUGGGAGUUCCAUUACAGUCAGAGUCUUUCUCUGUUUUAUUCACUACUAGUGAACUGCCAGUACCUAGAUCUGGACCAAGCACACAGUAGGGUCUCGGUAAACAUUUGUUUAUCGCUUUGCUGGAUUAUGGGCACUGGCUUUAGAGAGGCAACUAAGCAUAGCAAUUAAGUACCAGGAUGCUAGAGCCUGGUUCAAAUCAUGACUCUCCCCCUAAGUAGCAGGAUACAUUCUCCUUGCCUUAGUCUCCUCAUCAGCACAAUAAUAGUACCUCUUUUAUAGAGAACUUGUUGGGCCAUCAAUAAGUGUAAAGCACUUAGAAUAGUGUCUUGCACAUGGUAAGUGCUAUAGAAGCAGUGUUUAUAAUUGUAUGCACCUGGAGUUAAGAUUUAUAUCAGUAGUAUAGAUUUUCCCGAAUCUUUUCGUGUGUUAUCUUGCAUUUGCCCACGUUAACAUUCAUUCAUUUCCCAUGUUUCUCCUCACUUACACUGAUUGAUAUGAUUUCCCUGUAGUUGUAGUCAUCUCCUGUGGCCUGGCUCUUCAUCUAUAAACUUGGAUGUUUCCUUGUGUACUCCCUCUUAUAGUCAUUUAGAAACUGUUAAAUAGUAAUCUUGCUGGGCCCCAGUUUCCCAAUCUGUACAGUGAGUGGGUUGGACUAGAUAAUCUCGAUGGGCCUUUCUAGCUCUGACAAUCUCCCGGGACAGGACGAAGGACAGGCUCCACCCCCAAACCCACCCUCUUGGAUAGCCCUCUGGCUGCCAAGGGGAAAGGUGACAGAAUCAACUGGGCUCAGCUUCAAGGGGACCAAGUAGGAGACAUGCCAAGUUUCUUGGGUGAGGGUGGCGAUGGGGUACCUGGGCUGGACCAGGCUGGGGGAAGGUGUCAGAAGUAACUGUUGUGUGGAGACACUGGGAGCAGGGUGAGGGGAAAGGUCAUGGCACCAUGGGGAGAAAUGUUGUAAUGGGCUAGGACACAACUUGGGUCUGGGCAUCUUCCCACAUUGGACAGUCCUGCUAGCCCUCCACCCCUUCAGCUAGCCAAGAUCUGGAGGACAGAGUCAGCUGCAGAAUGAGAACAACCCAAGCUCACUGCCUGCCCUACGAGGCCCAGCACUGCCUGCUGCCCACCACUCCAGGCUGGACCAAGGGGGCUUGGGCAGAGGCCAGGCUAGCCUGGGUGCACCCAGAUGUACUCCUCUUGCUACCCCUAAUGCUUCAAUCAUGGCCCUUCUUGUUCUCUGCUUUCCAGCCUCAGGGCAGAGCUGGGAGGCCAGGAAAUCCAGCCACCCUCACUUCUUCCCUUUCUACCUCUAGGGGGACCAUGGCCAGUGCAGAGUCCCCUCUGCUCACAACCCUAGUCCCCAGCCCGGAUCCUGGUGACAGUGAGGUAGAGCUGAACUGCUGGUUUGAUGAGGAGUUCAAGUUCGUCCUGCUGCCUGUGAGCUACACAGUUGUCUUUGUGUUGGGCCUAGGUCUCAAUGCCCCGGCCCUCUGGCUCUUCCUCUUUCACCUUCGACCACGGGAUGCAACGGUCACCUACAUGUUCCACUUGGCCUUAUCAGACACUUUGUAUGUGCUGUCACUACCCACCCUCGUCUACUAUUAUGCAGCCCACAACCACUGGCCCUUUGGUACUUGGCUCUGCAAGUUCAUCAGCUUUCUCUUCUAUUGGAAUCUCUACUGCAGUGUCCUUUUCCUCACCUGCAUCAGUGUGCACCGCUACCUGGGCAUCUGCCACCCACUGCGGGCACUCCGCUGGGGCCAGCCUCGCUUCUCAGGCCUUCUCUGCCUGGCAGUUUGGUUGGUUAUAGCUGGCUGCCUUGUGCCCAACCUGUUGUUUGUCACAACCAGCCCCAAGGGGGACACCAUCCUGUGUCAUGACACCACUUGGCCUGAGGAGUUUGACCACUAUGUGCACUUCAGUUCAGCAAUCAUGGGGCUUCUCUUUGGUGUGCCCUGCCUGGUCACUCUUGUCUGCUAUGGGCUCAUGGCCAGGCGCCUGUAUCGGCCCUUGCCAGGGACUGCCCAGUCAUCUUCUCAUCUGUGCUCUCUCUGCACCAUCACUGUGGUGCUGACUGUCUUUGCUGUCUGCUUUGUACCUUUCCACAUCACCCGCACUAUUUAUUACAUGUCAAGGCUGCUGGAAGCUGACUGCCGCGUGCUGAACAUUGUCAAUGUGGUCUACAAAGUGACUCGGCCUCUGGCCAGUGCCAACAGCUGCCUGGAUCCUGUGCUCUACCUGCUCACUGGGGACAAGUAUCGCCGUCAACUCCAGCACCUCUGCAGUAGUGGUGGGCUCCAGCCCCGCAUGCCUGCCUCCUCCCUGGCGCUGGUGUCCCUGCCUGAGGAUAACAGCUGCAGGUGGACAUCCACCCACUGGGACAGUGGCUUCCCUACCUCUGGGGCAAAUAGACUGUAACACUGGGAGCCAGAAAGUAAAAGAAAAAAGGAUGAGUGCAGGGCAGAGGUGAGGGAACUCAACAGUUACACCCAAUAUGGCUGCUUCUUCCUCUUUUCCAGGUUCUGGAGAGGCCAACACCCUGAGGAUGGAGAGGAACCAGGGAAAUCAUGUGUGACUCCAUCUCUCAUAAACCCUUUAGCCGCCCUCUCCUUUUUAGCCAAAGACAAUAACAGCCACUCUUCUUUCCUUUGUUUCUGUCUCCUUCCUGUGUCCAUUGGUCCCAUCUCUUGAUCAUACAAGGCUUCCUAAAAAUCUCACCCAGUCCUCUUGCCUCCUCCCUUUUCCCAAAUAUAUUUGUAUAGCAUGUGUUCCUUCAACCAGACCAGAGCAUUAGACUGAAGAGGUGGAGAAGUGGGAUAACCUCAGGAUUGGUCUGAUUUAUCUGAUGGUGAUAGCCAGAAUCAGGAGGUGGGGGCGCCAGCAUAUCACAGAUGCCAAGGAUGUGACAUAUGUAGUGCCCACACCCACUUCCUGGUUUCCUCUGAAAGACAGCAUAGUCUUGCCUACUGAAGUGUUGAGAUAGGGCUCAAUCUCAGGCAACCUGCAUGUCGGAGUCCCCACAUGCAGCUGGAGGCAUGGCACUGUUGAACUGGUAUAUAGCCACAAGGCAGAGAGGGAGACCUGAGUUUUACCAUGGGGUGGGUAUCUUGCCUCAAGGGGCAGGGCCCAAGUCGAUGACAGCCUUUGGAACAGGACCUCCUUUAUGAUGUUUGCUGAGAGCAUAUUUGACUGUUAUCCUGUACUUAAUGAAAAGUACAGAGGAUGGCUUAGAAAGAGAUGGGGAAGCUCUCAUAUUUGUGACUGUAACUUCCAGCAUGAAGAGGUAGAGCAGGUUUGUGCAGAGUUUGGGGUGGUGGCAGGAUUGACGCCCAGAGCUGGCUCUUCACUGGUUUCUCCCCUUUCUCUAGCUCCUGCCCUAGGUGAAUAAUAAAUCUGUCACCAACUCUUUCAUAUCAGGCUUUAAGGCUUCACUGCCAGGGCAGAGCAUGGGGACUAGGACAGCUCCCUUCAGAGUCUCCCAUCCAGUUAUUCCCCCCUAGCACCAUCUUGGUGCUUAUGGGCUUACAGGAGUUGGGGGGUGGGUACAGAACUUGGGCAGCUAACCCCCAAACCUCAGGAAAUAAGAGUGUCUAGGCAGCCAUUCAUAAGAAAGGAGGGCUCACACUUCUAGGCACCCCCACUCUGAAAUUGCCUUCUAGCCCACUGGUCCUCUGAGUCUCCAGCCGGACUUUUCUUUUGCCCCACUAUUGCUGACCUGUAUCGGAUCUCUUACUUGUCUAAGGGGUCUCUAUGGGGAGUAAGUCUGAGGCUAGUCUUCAGAAAAAAAUGACUUCAAUGCCCCUGAGUCUCCCUUUGCAUCCUUCCACGUGUUCCCUCUUUCUGCCUGCUACCCAUGACUCUUUCCAUUAGGAGUAAAUGGACUGGCCUUUUCUUUACUAGUUUUGCUGUCUCAUGGCCGCUGCCUAGACUGUUACAUAUCUCGUUUUUCAUCUGUACUCUUUCUUUUAUUCCUAUGACCAUACCCUCCUUGCCCAUCACCUCUCCUAUCCACUGACUCCACCAAGUAAAGCUGCUUUCUCUAUCACAACAACCCAGUCUCCUCCAUUUCUCCAGUCCAUUUAAUUCCCAUAUGUUUUAUCAAGACUAACUGCCCAGACUUUGUGGUCUGCUACUUUCAGGCUGUCUUCCCUUAUACUCUAGUUAAACACAUUUUCACCUUGGGUCACUUUUCUCCUCUCUCCUAUACUGGAGGAGAUUGCAGAUGAAGCCAGUGGCUGUUUUGACCCACUGAAACUUUAUGUCUUGGAACUUCAUCUAAACCCCCAUUUUUGUUAGCCUGCUGAAUUCCUAGUGAAAAUCCCAGAGCAAGUGUUUCUUGUAUUUUCCACCUUCUCAAGGCUCCAAUUUCGUCCUACCCUAUGACCUUCUAAGAGUUACCUUGCUUCUAAUGAAACUGAGAAGAUCUAAUACCUUAACUUCUUUCUGCUUCAUUCAUGAUAACUCUACUUUUAUAUCCAUCUUGCCUUUCUCCCUUUCUUCCCUGUAGACCCCACAUAAGAGGUGGCUCUCUUACUUUUUCUUUUGUUUAUCUCUUUUCAUCACUUUUAGUCUUUCCAUAACUGAU